Akanthomyces muscarius is the source of this 1134-nucleotide messenger RNA. RefSeq lists its product as uncharacterized. Gene Ontology annotation, biological process: lipid biosynthetic process. The record is from RefSeq and is a predicted model, not a curated record. Gene Ontology annotation, molecular function: oxidoreductase activity; iron ion binding. The transcript has a single exon. Lineage: Eukaryota; Fungi; Ascomycota; Sordariomycetes; Hypocreales; Cordycipitaceae. Bases 1 to 1134 code for a protein of 377 amino acids.
AUGUUCAACGCCACCUCGGCCAGCCUCUCCUCUGCCGCCUCUUCCAUUAUGGCCAACAACAACAACACCACCCUCUUCGACACGGCGCUCCCGCCGCUCCCCGCCUACGAGCUGCAGCCGCGACCCGAUCUCCUGCCCUGGCUGCCCGACUUUUGGCUGUCGCUCGUGGCGCCCAUCGUCGUCUACUGGGUCAUGUCGCUGCUCUUCCACCUAGUCGACACGCUCGACCUCUUCCCGCAGUACCGGCUGCACACGCCCGAGGAGAUCACACGCCGCAACCACGCCUCGCGCUACGAGGUCGCCCGCGACGUCAUUCUCCAGCAGAUCAUUCAGGUCGUCACCGGCGCCGCCUUGCAGCUCGCCGACCCCCCCGAGUACAUUGGCAAGGACGACUACGACGUGGCCGUCUGGGCCACGCGCGUCCGCCUCGCCCAGCGCGCCCUCCCGACGCUGCUCGGCCUCGUCGGCCUCAACGCCACCGCCCUCUCCAAGAACAUGGCCGUCGCCCACCCUCUGCUUGCUGGCGCCGUCGCCGGCGGCUACUACCCGUUCCUCCGGACCGACGCCGACGUGCCCGUCUUUGCCGCCUGGGAAAUGGCCGUCGCCCGCGCCAUCUACCAUGUGCUCGUCCCCGCGCUGCAGUUCUUUGUCGCUGUCUUCAUCCUCGAUACCUGGCAGUACUUUCUGCACCGCCUCAUGCACAUGAACCGCUGGCUGUACACGACUUUCCACUCGCGCCACCACCGUCUGUACGUCCCCUACGCCUACGGCGCGCUCUACAACCACCCCUUGGAGGGCUUCCUCCUCGACUCCCUAGGCGCCGGCAUCGGCUUCAAGAUCACCGGCAUGACCGCCCUCCAGGGCACCUGCUUCUUCAGCUUUUCCACCAUGAAGACCGUUGACGACCACUGCGGCUACGCCUUUCCCUGGGACCCCCUCCAGCUCAUCACCAACAACAAUGCUGCCUAUCACGACAUCCACCACCAGACCUGGGGCAUCAAGACCAACUUCUCCCAGCCCUUCUUUACCUUUUGGGACCAGAUCCUCAGCACAAAGUACAAGGGCUCCCGCGAGGACCGUCUAGCCGACAAGAAGCGCACCGCCGAGAAGAUGGCGGCAGCAGCAGCGAAAUAA